Coregonus sp. 'balchen' is the source of this 1216-nucleotide messenger RNA. Lineage: Eukaryota; Metazoa; Chordata; Actinopteri; Salmoniformes; Salmonidae. The record is from the annotation of a GenBank genome assembly.
AUGCCUGUUCGGCGGGGACACGUGGCUCCUCAGAAGACUUUUCUGGAUACAAUCAUCAGAAAAUUCGAAGGACAGAGUAAGAUUUUUCUUAUUCAAUAGUGUACGAUUUUUCCUAUUCAAUAUUGAGUCAGCAUUUUGGGGAACCAAUGUUUAGGAAUCCCUUUGGUUAGGGGUUUGGAAUAAAAUCAAAACAGCCUCUUCCUAUUUUCAAAGGCUUCUUUUGGCAAAAAAAUGAAAAAUGUCCCUAUUGAAAUUAGAAUAUUAGCCUAUUAUUGAAAUCUGCAUGUGUUGAGUUAAUAGGUUUAAUUAGAUAUAUGCUCUUGCACUGUAAGCUAUUGUGAUUCUCUUGUUUUAAAAAAGUAUAGUACUGCAAACGUAUUAACCAUGAUAUGAUUUAUGUCGGAUUUGCCACCUUACUUUAAUUAUGUUUCCCUUCUUGGUAUAUUAGAAUGUUAGGGUACACAUAAUGAUAAAAUCAGAUUUAGGCCUAUGGGCUACAUUUCUACAUGACAGACAUACUGGGAGAGUAAUAUUUCAAGGAGAUAAAUAUAGGGCAGCAGUGUCUGUCAGAGCAUACAUUUGGCUCAAAUCCAAACAGGAUCAGAAGUUAGUUUCUAAGCAGGAUAGGAGGGAGUAAAACAGCUAUAUUUCAAAAACUGACAUGCAUCAAUGAAUGUUUCCUUCUUGGGACAUAUUUUGAUACCAAAACUUUUCUAAGGCUCUAAACAGUUAACAGUUUUGAUGUAAACAGCAAGCUUAGUAGUUGAAGUUGAAAACAGACUUGCACCUUACAGAUGCUCCCAUCUUAGUUCUCUUGCAGGUUUUAAUACAUGACUUGGUUAUAUGCCUUGGUGCAGAUCACUGAUAUGGCAUGUGUGGUCAAGUAAAAUAACCAUCUUAAAUUGUACUGUGGUAAACUGUAUUAUAUGCGAUGACAAAAUCCAAGGACUCUUUAGAUUAGAAUAAUUUUGAUAUAUUAUUCCCUCCCUCCUCAGAUCGCAAGUUCAUCAUCGCCAAUGCUCGCGUGGAAAACUGUGCCAUCAUCUUCUGCAAUGACGCCUUCUGUGGCAUGUGCGGGUACACACGUGCUGAGGUCAUGCAGAAGCCGUGUACCUGCAGCUUCCUGUAUGGGCCGCACACCAAGAGGCCCGCCGUGGCCCAGAUGGCCAAGGCUCUGCUGGGCUCCGAGGAGAGGAAGGUGGAUAUCUCCCUCUAA